UUUAAAUUAAGAUUUUUAUUUUAAUGGCUGAAUAAGAGUAAUAAUAAGCACCAGCUCCAGCAGAAUAAUAAUAAGCAGCACCAGUUGAAAAGAGAGGUUUUGGAAGAGGAGGAAGAGGAUAAAGAGAAAGAAGAGAAGGAGGAGCUCCAAGAUAAAAUAGAGGUCCAAGAAGAUUUGGAGGAGAAUAAGAAUGGACUCCAUUAACUAAAUUAGGUAGAUUAGUAAAGGCAGGUAAAAUUAAGAGUCUCGAAACAAUCUUCUAAUUUUCAAUUCCUAUUAAAGGUAAAUUUGAAUAAUUUAUAUAUUUUAGAAUAUUAAAUAGUUGAUCAUUUCCUUAAGAAUUUGAAAGAAGAACCACUUGCACUUGGUCCAGUUUAAAAACAAACUUGUGCAGGUUAAAGAACAAGAUUUAAGGCAUAUGUUGUAGUAGGAGAUGGUCAUUAACAUAUUGGAUUGGGAUGGAAAUCAGCCAAAGAAGUUUAAGGAGCAAUUAAAGGAGCAGUCAUUAACGCUAAAUUAAAUUUGAUUCCAGUAAGAAAAGGAUAUUGGGGAAAUAAGAUUGCUUAACCACAUACAGUUCCAUGUAAAGUAACAGGAAAAGAAGGAUCAGUCAGAGUUAGAUUAGUACCAGCACCUAGAGGUACUGGUAUCGUUGCUGCCAUUACAUCAAAGAAAGUCUUAUAAAUGGCAGGAAUUUAAGAUUGUUAUACUUAAUCAAAGGGAAGUACAAGAACUAGAUCUAAUUUCUUAAAGGCUACAUUCCAUGCUCUUAAAGAAACAUACAAUUUCCUUACACCAGAUCUUUGGGGACAUACUAAAUUAGAAUCAACACCAUUCUAAGAACACAGCGAAUAUUUGGCUGCCUUAAAAUGAGAUCAAUUUAUCAUUAGU
Messenger RNA from Paramecium sonneborni, 891 nucleotides. The record is from the annotation of a GenBank genome assembly. NCBI's taxonomy places the organism in Eukaryota, Ciliophora, Oligohymenophorea, Peniculida, Parameciidae.